Molecule: messenger RNA, 1488 nt
Organism: Vicia faba (fava bean)
Lineage: Eukaryota; Viridiplantae; Streptophyta; Magnoliopsida; Fabales; Fabaceae
Source: the annotation of a GenBank genome assembly
AUGGUUCUCGCACAGUUAGGUGGGAGCAUUUCGCGUGCUCUUCAGCAGAUGAGCAAUGCCACAAUCAUCGAUGAAAAAGUUCUCAACGAAUGUCUCAAUGAAAUCACUCGCGCUCUUCUCCAAUCGGAUGUUCAAUUCAAGCUCGUCCGUGACAUGCAGACCAAUAUCAAGAAGAUUGUCAAUCUCGAUGAUCUCGCUGCUGGUCAUAACAAACGCAGAAUCAUCCAACAGGCUGUGUUCAAUGAACUCUGCAAUAUCUUGGAUCCUGGAAAGCCCUCUUUUGCUCCCAAAAAAGGAAAAGCUAGUGUUGUCAUGUUCGUUGGUUUACAAGGAUCUGGGAAAACCACUACCUGUACAAAAUAUGCAUUUUAUCAUCAAAAGAAAGGCUGGAAGCCAGCUUUAGUAUGCGCUGAUACAUUCAGAGCUGGUGCGUUUGAUCAGUUGAAGCAAAAUGCAACUAAAGCUAAGAUCCCUUUCUAUGGAAGCUAUAUGGAGUCAGAUCCUGUGAAAAUUGCCGUGGAAGGUGUCGAAAGAUUCAGGAAAGAAAACUGUGAUCUUAUAAUUGUUGAUACUAGUGGGCGGCACAAACAAGAAGCUGCUCUUUUUGAAGAAAUGCGUCAAGUUUCUGAAGCAACGAAACCAGAUCUUGUUAUCUUUGUUAUGGAUAGCAGUAUCGGUCAGGCUGCUUUUGAUCAGGCUCAAGCAUUUAAACAGAGUGUUGCAGUUGGAGCUGUCAUCAUCACUAAAAUGGAUGGCCAUGCAAAGGGUGGUGGUGCACUUAGUGCUGUUGCGGCUACAAAGAGUCCUGUCAUAUUCAUUGGAACUGGAGAACACAUGGAUGAAUUUGAAGUUUUUGAUGUUAAACCAUUUGUCAGUCGUCUAUUAGGCAUGGGAGACUUGUCUGGGUUCAUGGACAAAAUCCAUGAAGUUGUUCCUAUGGAUCAACAACCUGAACUGCUUCAAAUGCUGUCCGAAGGACACUUUACCUUGAGGAUUAUGUACGAGCAGUUUCAGAAUAUUCUUAAAAUGGGUCCCAUUGGCCAGGUUUUUUCUAUGCUACCCGGAUUUAGUUCUGAAUUAAUGCCAAAAGGUCGCGAGAAGGAAAGCCAGGCAAAAAUUAAGCGGUACAUGACAAUGAUGGACUCGAUGACAAAUAAAGAGUUAGAUAGUUCAGACCCAAAGCUCAUGAAUGAAUCAAGAAUGAUGCGAAUAGCUCGAGGUUCUGGUCGGCAAGUUAGGGAAGUAAUGGAGAUGAUGGAAGAGUACAAACGUCUUGCAAAGAUAUGGAGCAAAAUGAAAGGGCUUAAAAUACCCAAGAAGGGAGAAAUGAGUGCCUUAUCUCGAAAUAUGAAUGCCAACCACAUGAGCAAAAUCCUCCCUCCACAGAUGCUAAAGCAAAUCGGAGGUAUGGGUGGGUUACAAAGCUUGAUGAAACAGAUGGGAUCUUCUAAGGACAUGAUGGGAAUGUUUGGUGGCGGUGAUAAGUAG